AUCACAGAAUAGACAAGGCUUGGUCGAGACACCGUGUUCCCAACAUUUCUUGAGCACAGGUCAACCAGCUGCAGAGUGGACAGCACGCUUUUGUGGAAGAAAGUCGGUCUCCAAGCCUCGAGAGGGAUUUAUUCCACAGAUGGAGCAGAGUUUCUAUGAAGUCUGGCUGACUCAGCACAAAAUCUGAGCCUGACCUUUUCUACAGCAGGAUGGAUUUAUGAAUAUUACACAAUGGACAAAUGACAUUUGGAUGCAUUUAACUGGGAACAACAGAGACUUAUUUUCUUUUCCUUCGUCUUGAGUGAAUGAAUGGGUAUUGCUAAACAAAGUCAUCAUUCUCUGAGUGUCAAUCAGUGUCUGACUGAGGUCACGUCUAGUUUCCCAUGUCAGGCACUUGACCAACAGAGACAUGUCCAAUGACACCUGCAACCUCCCCUUGGACACGGACGUUCUUGGCCUGACCUGUAUUUAUGGCCUCAUCUUCUCUUUGGGUCUCCCCAGCAACCUGCUGUCUCUCUGGGGACUGUACCACCUGGGACGCUCAGGUGGGGGAGGCUGUCAGCUGGUCUACAUCCUCAACCUGCUGCUGUCAGACCUCCUCCAGCUGCUCACUCUGCCGCUGUGGAUUCUUUACCUCCAAAGAGGGCACCGUUGGCCCUACGGCCAGCUAACCUGCGAGCUGGUUGGCUAUGUGUUUUACGUAAAUGUCUAUGCCAGCGUCGUGUUCCUGUGCCUGAUAGCGAUGGAUCGCUGCCUGGCCAUCGUGUACCCACUGAGCAGCCGUGGGGUGAGGACAGUGAAGGUAGCAGCAGUGUCAGGAGUAGCAGUGUGGACUCUAACCUUCCUGUUUUGCCUGAGUGGACUGCUGCCAUCUGUGUUUGACUCAGACAGGCUGCUGUGUCUGGAGCAGUACCCCGUCAGCCCCAGAUAUGCUCACUUUAAGAUCACCACUGUGCUUCUAGGCUUUCUGUUGCCGUGCACCAUUCUAGGCUACACCUCAGCCCACAUCGGGGUGACACUCCGACGAUCUCCUUCCGUCUCAGACCACGAGCGGCACAAAAUCGUAGGAAUCCUGGUCGUGAUCACAGUAAACUUCAUCGUUGUCUUUGGACCCUAUCACCUCGUUGGCGGAUACAGAUUUGUGUCCUUGCUACUGACUGACGAGCCGUGCGGAUUCGAGAAUUCCAUUUUCCUCGUCUAUCGCCUGUGCUACGGUCUCACCAGCCUCAACACCUUGCUGGAUCCCCUCUUCUACAUCUUUCUGUGCCCUGAUGCUCGACUGGAGCUGCAAAGAUCCCUGCCUUGUUUGGGCAGAGGGCAAAACACCCGCAAAAAACGUAACCCUCAGUACCAGAUCUCAACCAGACACCAAGAGGGAGACUGAAAGUAGACAGAAUAACCUUCUAGCAACAUAACCUGGAAUUGACCACACAUCUGACUCUUGAUAUUUAGUCAAUUGUGCCACCCAGUGGGAAUGCAUGUGUUCAGUUUUUGUGUACUGUGAGUUUCAACUCUCAAUGAAGAAAUUACCAAGGUUCAGAGGGUUUCCACUUCCUCAUUUAAAGAAUCUUCUUGCACAGUUCUUAGUUUUACUUCUCGUGAUCAUCUAAAUACUGCUUGGAUUAAUAUGGGACAGAAAAAUGCACAGAUCUCAAAGUGCAAAGACUUGAACUUUUGCCUACACAAAUUCACGACUAUAUAACUCAGUAGAAAUAUGGACAUGUGUUGUUUCACAUUUGUCAAAACUGCACAUUCAUACACAUUGUGGCUUCAAGAAGAGAUAUACAGACAGGAAAACAACACCAGGAAAUGGUCAGAUCAUCUACUUUCAAUGUGCAUUUGUUUUUGAAGAGUGUGACCAGUGCAUGAAAACUAGCCAUAAUGGGAAAUUCCCACUCAAACUUUUUUUUUUUACUGUUAUGUUUACAACAAUUAAAAUGUGUUUUUACUGCCUUGUUUGUUGUCAGUUCUUUUAACAACAGAAUGGGCGUGAAUCACUAUGGAAACAUGUUUGUGGUUAUAUGCAAGGUACGUAUCGUAUGGCAAACCUGAUUGUUUUUCUUUCUUUUUAUUCAUGUUUAGAUAUGCAAUCUCACAUUAUUAAAAAGAACAGACGUUGCAUGAAUGAGCAAUAAAA
Stegastes partitus (bicolor damselfish) is the source of this 2137-nucleotide messenger RNA. Its product is annotated as G-protein coupled receptor 4. Gene Ontology annotation, molecular function: G protein-coupled receptor activity. Gene Ontology annotation, biological process: G protein-coupled receptor signaling pathway. The transcript is spliced from 3 exons. NCBI's taxonomy places the organism in Eukaryota, Metazoa, Chordata, Actinopteri, Pomacentridae. The record is from RefSeq and is a predicted model, not a curated record. The coding region runs from base 410 to 1384 and encodes 324 amino acids. Gene Ontology annotation, cellular component: membrane.